Molecule: messenger RNA, 1830 nt
Organism: Populus nigra (black poplar)
Lineage: Eukaryota; Viridiplantae; Streptophyta; Magnoliopsida; Malpighiales; Salicaceae
Product: SKP1-like protein 21
Exons: 11
Coding region: 314-1432 (372 amino acids)
Biological process (GO): SCF-dependent proteasomal ubiquitin-dependent protein catabolic process
Cellular component (GO): nucleus; cytoplasm
Molecular function (GO): cullin family protein binding
Source: RefSeq, a predicted model, not a curated record
GUACAGUGUUGAAACCCUAACUAAACUAACUGAGAGAACGAGAGGGAGUCACGUGAGAGGCAGACCAUCUUCUUGAUAGAAGUCACGUGCACCACCCAACACGCAGCUCACCAUAAACAAAAGAGAAAGAAAGAACAACGAAAGAGAAAUAAACACCAGAAAUUAAAAAAAAAAACUUUAAAUACCAAAAAUAAACCCUAAGCUAAAAUCUUUUUUAAAAAGAAAAAGAAUGCAACCCAAAACCCUAAAUGUCUAAAUAUUUUUCCAUAAUCUCUUGAAUUCUCCCACUCAAGGAAGUUUUGUUGAUAAGAAUAUGCUGAUAUUCAUGUCGUUGGGAUUCAACAAAGGGUCAUGUUGGGAAGCAUUGAUACAGAGCCUAUGUGCAUCUGAAGAAAUGUCAGAAGCUGGAAUGGCUGUAGUGAAACCCCAGAUGAAGUCUUACAUUUGGCUCCAAACUGCCGAUGGUUCUAUCCAACAAGUAGAAGAAGAGGUAGCCAUGUUUUGCCCCAUGAUAUGCCGAGAAAUUAUUCAAACAGGCAUGGGAUCGUCCAAGAAUUAUGCUAUAUCACUUCCUCAACGAGUGAAUCCUGCCAUUUUGGGCUUAAUACUUGAUUACUGCCGGUUUCAUCAAGUACCAGGUCGCUCUAAUAAGGAGCGAAAAACUUUUGAUGAAAAGUUCAUUCGGAUGGAUACAAAAAGAUUAUGUGAGUUGACAUCUGCUGCAGACAGCCUCCAGUUGAAACCUUUGGUUGAUCUUACAAGCCGUGCGCUUGCUCGAAUUAUUGAAGGGAAAACUCCCGAGGAGAUACGUGAAACAUUUCAUUUGCCUGAUGAUCUCACAGAGGAAGAAAAAUUGGAGCCUCUUAGAAACAUCACUGAUGAUCCACGAAUCCGGCUUCUAAAUCGAUUAUAUGCAAGAAAGCGGAAAGAAUUAAAAGAGAGAGAAAAAUUGAAGGAUGUUGAGGUUGAGGAGGAGCGUGCAGAUGACCGCUCAGUUGAGGAUCUCCUAUCAUUUAUAAAUGGUGCAGAUGGAGAUUCAAAGGGGUGUAGAACGAGUAAGAAUAAAAAGAAAAACCGGAGAAAAAAAGAUCAAUCAAAAGAUUCCUCCUCAAACAAUUCAAAUGAAAACCAAAAGAAGGAGUCAGACACUCUCCCUUCUGCUUGCCCUAAUGAUGAGGUUAGCGAUAUUUUGGCAGCCUCUCCUAGUAGAACUUCAAAUUCUCAAGACUUUGAUGAUGCUGGCAUUGAUGAUGAUUUAGAUCCUGCAAAGAUGGAGGAACUUGACAGGGAGGUUGAGGACUUUGCUCGUAGAUUAAAUUCGGAUUGGCCAGAAAGGAUGCAGGAAAUAUUGUCGUUGGGCCCAGAAAGAAGGCUUGUAUCUAUGAAUGUCAAUGGAUCUUUACGUAGAUAUUCAGGUUUGGACCGGAGAUAAUGUGAGGAUACUCUUGCCCUUUCAAAAACCUUCAGCAGCAGCAUGAGUGUUUUGGAGAAGAUACUGCAUGGGGUUCGCUGCUGUCAGAUGCUGGAAGAAUUGAGGCUGUUAUUUGGUGUGUAUCGCAUGUGAGCAUAUUGUUUGUUUGACCCACCAAAAAUGCAAAAUUCUUCCUGGGCAUCCUUGUAUGUUCGAAAAGUUUAGAAAUUAGAAAUGAAAAGAACUCAUAGUGGGCAAUUCGAGCACAAUUUGCUCAGUUGUCUAUAUUUUUUCUGCUGUUGGGUUUUGUUUGUGACUUUCAGCUGUUUUCAUCGGCUAGCUCUUGUACCUUCGAAACAUUUUGCUUCCUCAAAAAUUUUUUCUUUCUUUCUAUUGAAUGCCACUCAAAUUUUUUUCCA